GUAGGCGGGUCGUUCUAAGUUUUUGCCUCCGGCGCUAACGGUGCUGGGUUUUCAUGUUGCGCUCUGCUGGUUGAAUCCACUUGCUGUACACUAAGUGCUUUGGGUUUUAAGAUGCCUCUUAUCAGUACGAAGCUACAUGUAUUGAACCCGGUAUGGAGAAAAAAGAAACCUCGUGACACUGAGCAACACGAAGAACCCGAACCAAAACCAGCAUUUAUCGUCCCAGAAACUCAAGAAAUUUGUACAUCUGCCGAGGAACUGCAGCGCAAAAUUACUAUAUAUAAUGAAAAUAUAUGGACUUGUCGUGUAACUGGGAAACCUAAUUUAACUUAUCGGGAAGCAUUGAAAACUGAAGCAACUGCUAUUCGGACACUAAAAAAGUGUUUCCCCAAGUUUUUUGAAAAAACCAUCCUUGAGCGCGUCCAUCUCAGUACUCUGCCCCUGGAAUCCUUGGUACACAGCUGCUGGACCACCAUACAUGAACAAUUUCAUAUUGCGGAACCUGUGAAACUAAAAGUUGACUCUGUUUCGAAUACACCAAUACGUGGAAUAAUUGAUGAUAUAAUAAAAUCUCAAACUGUACCGACACCUGUUCCGGAUAACACUUCACCGAAUAAUAGUGACAAAGAAAAUGUGACUAAAAAGAAUUCUCCCAUCAAGAAAAACUACGCUUACAGUGUUAAAGUCCUUUCGGAUAUCCCUGUUGUUGUACAUGAUGUUCCAGCCUGUUCCAUUGACCGUAUCAACCGAGCACCUUCCAAAGACCAUAUCAAAAUGUUUAUUCGAAGUCAUGCUAUGCGUUAUGGACCAAACUUUACAGGUCCAUGGAUUGUAAAUGAGGAGCUUUUACGACGUCAUAAAAUACCUUUAAAAAGCCCCGGAUGUCAAGUUGAUAAAGUUAAGUUAAAACAAAUGUCCAAAGCCCUGGAGGAGGAAUACUUUGUACGCGUUAUGAACUCCCGACGUCAGUCCAACGGAGAAGGUACAUCAGAUGAUGUUACCUCAAGCACACCACUUAAUUUUAAACGUAUCAAACGCUUCUCUGUUCUACGUGAAGACAACACUCCCAAGAUGCUUGAAGAAAAUGAAGAUAACUUGCCGCUAGCUCAGUUAAAAGAUCGUUCUCAAUUUAAACAAUCAUUGGAGGAUAGUAGAAAGAAGAAAAUGAAACAGUCCACCUUAUUUCAAUUUGGCAAGAAAACUCCUACAAAAGAUGAAAUACCAGACAAGUCAGCAAUCAAUCGUCCUAAAAAGAAUACUAAUGAAAGAUGUGCAUUACCUCGAGUUGCUCAACAUCUCAUCAAAAUGUUUGGAGAAGAUCGUAAUAAUCCAGCCAUAGAAACUCAGAUAAGACUUUGUGCAAAAUUCAUAAGUGACGUAGAUAUUCUUAAGUUGCCUGUUGAAUUACGCGAUCCUGUGCGAUCAAAGAAAGAAGCGUUUGCGUUCAAAAAAAAGUUACUGACUAUGUCACCGACUCAACGAAAGCAAGCACUCCAAGAAAUGAAAGAAAAACAGAAGAUUGAACGUAUUCACGCUAAUAAAUUGCUUGAUGAUCAACAUCUUAUGACUGCUUUGCCUCAGUGCUCUCGUUUACCUGAACCUUCCAAACUUGAACUUCCUCCUAGUUUCAACGAAUCUUUGUUUGGACGCCUGCUAGGAUUAACAGAAUUUUUCCAUGUCUUCCAUAGCUUACUUGUUGAAGGAUCUGUUGAUGAUACCGAGGUAGAGAAUCCAUCUGAAAAUAAUGUCCUAUCUGGCUUUUGUCGCUUUCCAGUCGAAUCUCUUGUAGCCGGGGUUGGUGAACCGGGUUAUUCUGAUGAUGAUGACGAUGGUAAUACUGAUGAAGAAGAGGAAGAAGCUGGAUUAACUGAAUCAAAUGCUCCACUUCCGAAAAUAUGUAUAAAGUCAUUGCGUCGUCUAGGAUUGAAACGAUUACUUAACGCUGUCACCACAAAUAAUCCAUCAGCCGGUGCCUAUCGAUCACUAGCACGUCCUUUAAGUGUCCUAUUACGCUUAGUCUUAAGAGAUGAACAAAUAGGUAAAAAACGGGAGUUGGGCUUGAAACUGGCUAAAUUCCCAGUUACACCGUAUACAGCUCCUGAGCUCCUUAGAUUGACUCUUUUAAACGAAAUCCCAUCAAAUCAUGCUAGAACAACUAUAUUGGAACAAUUACGAAAUCAUGAUGCUCCAGUCACUGAUCCUAAUCCAUUUGACCAGAAUUCUGUGACACAACUUAUACACCACUUAUCCAACUCUGAUCUACAUGAACUGUUUCCAGAAAUACGUGUAAUAGCGUUGGAAUGGGCAGUGGAUAAAAUUUUCGAUCUUGAUCUUAUAGAUGAUCAUAUUAUGGCAUGUCAACGUCGUGCAGCUGAUGCUUGGCAAAGGAAAAUUCAGGUGUUACGUGAUAAAAACUUACGAAAAAAAGACAAAAAAGAUAAUGCAAAUGAAGCUAACAAAGCCACCAGUAAUAAUAAUAAUAGCAAUAAUAUAUCUACCAAUCAACUUGAUGAGUCGAAGUCUAAAGCAGACACUCCUACCGCUACUGCUGAUGAUAUCACAGAUUCUGAAAAUGACUUAGCAUCAAUUGUAAAACGCAGACGAAUUCUAGCUGCACGAGCAGCAAUAGAAAAGGAAGAAAAAGAAAAUCUGGAACGUCAACGCCGUCUGGAAAUGGCUCAAGAACAUGCUGAAGAACGUGCAAUUAAUACAGUUAGUCGACUUCAUGAUAUUCGGUCUACAGAAGCAAAAUGUGUUCUACGAAACAACCCUAUUGGUUAUGAUAGAUAUUAUCGUCGUGUUUGGUAUUUCCGUUGUUCUCCGGAUCGUUUGUUUUUGGAGGCUAAUUGGGCUUCCUCAAGUAUCAUGUAUUCGGUUGAUUCCUUUAGAAAAAAUGAAUCUGUCCCAAUUACCACUCUGAGUGAUGAAACAAUACCACAACCUGCUCAUGGUUUUGUAAAAAAUGGCACAUUGAACAGUGGAACUAUUUCAAGUUCCUGGAGUAAUUGGUAUUUUUAUGAUCGUCCUGAACAGUUAGAUGAAUUGUUAAAUUCAUUGCUAACUCGCGGUGUUCGAGAAAGUCAUUUAAAAAGUCAGUUAUUGGCAGAUGGAUUUCUGGAGUCACUUAAAAAAAGAUGGAGAAGUGGUCUCUCAAAUGAAUUGGUAAUUAAAGCUGACACGACGAAUGGUACUCCUAUAAAUGUAGAAAAACAUCCAUCUCAUAAACGUGAUCUUCCUGCUGGAGCCGCUUUGGCAGGAGCAUUGUUAAAAAAUAUUUUAGAUACCGAGGUUCGUCUAAGAUCCGGUGGUCUCGGUGGUGUACCAGAUUUUACAAAAUGGCAAGAGCGUUUAGCACAAAUACAAGAAUCCUAUGGAAUCCAACAAGAAACUCUUAAUGUAAAUUUGUCUUCAAAACCAAAUCUGUCAGCUUUAUCCAGUCUAUGUGAAUUGCCAAAUAAAGCAGGACUUGCUAUUGCUCUUAUUGAAGUAGCUGAAAAUAUAAUACCUCGCUUUUUAAACGUUCCUGAUCUUUGCACCAAGUCAAAAUUCAACUCUAAUCAAAAUGGAACAAAUGAUUGUCAUGAUCUAAAAACUCCCUUUCCAGAUCAUGUACCAUUUUGUAGAUUUUCAUCUGGAGAAGAUUCAGACGCAUCUGAAAGUAAUGAUCGUUCACAGGAACUGGAGAAAGCUGUUUUAGACCCUGAAGCUCAUGAACUACGAACUCGUGCUUGGAUGGCAGCUUGGCGUACUGAAGUUCAAAAUGCUCGUACACUGACCCGAUUAAAUCUCUUACAUGCAUGUCUGGAUGCAUGUGUUCGCUGGGAAAAGUCAGUGGAAGAUGCGCGCUGUCGUAUUUGUCGUCGGAAAACAGAUGAUGAUAAUUUACUACUUUGUGACGGUUGUAAUCUUGCUUUCCAUCUCUACUGUUUACGUCCACCAUUAAAACGUGUACCAACAGGUGAUUGGUUCUGCCCGACUUGUGGACCAGCCUCCCGUGCCCUUGAAAAGCGUAAGCGUGAAGAACGUUUAGCUCGGUCUGCAAGACGACGAAAACGUGCUUUGUCAUCUGAUGAUGAAGAACAAUUAAAUUCCGAUAAUAAUGAAGAAAGUAGUGGCGAAAGUGAAGCUACUCAAAAAAUCAAACGUCGAAAUCCCCGUUCAUUUCGAUCCAAAGGCGGUAAUGACUCAAGUGCGUUCAAUAUAAAACGUUCAAUUAGUCCAGCCAAUCGUAAUUCAGUUUCAUCUAGAAAUAUCAGACACGAUACAUCCUGUCUUGUUUGUUCAGAUUCAAUUGGUGAUUUGGUUCUAUGUUCCAACUGUCCCAAUGUAUUCCAUCUGGACUGUCACGAUCCCCCAUUGCAUCAUAUUCCACGUGGAGAUGGUUGGCAGUGUUCAGUUUGCCGGUCGAAUAAAAAACGUUCUACUAUUACUUCUUAUUUUCAAAGCAGAGAUUAUCGUCGGAAAACUUAUCAAGCAAUUUUCAAGAAACGAGUUGUCAGUCCAGAUGAACGUAGCGAUGAUGAACUUUUAAAUAGUACAUCUUUUACUCGUUCAACACGAAGUAACAAUAGAUCUCGAAGGAAUAUCGCAAUGUCUGACACUGAUGAUGAACAACAAUCGAGUGAAGCAUCUUCAGAUGUAGAUAUCCGCUCUAAUAAUCAACGUCCAAUUUCCCGUCGACGUAGUGCUUCACGAUCAGCGUCUGCUCUUAGUUCACAACUAAAUAAAUAUCCAAAACGUAGACGACGACACUUGUCUGAUCAGGAGGAUACUUCAGAAACAGAACAAAUGGACGAAAAGUCUCAAUCUUUAUGUUCACACAUUCUUGAUGCUGUGUAUAAGCACAAACACUCAUGGCCGUUCAGAAAACCUGUUGAUAGAAGCCAGGUUCCCGAUUAUUAUGAAAUUAUCACAGAUCCUAUCGAUUUGUCCAUGAUGCGUGAUUGGCUUUCUGAAGGACGGUAUAACACGGAAACUACCAGCGCAGGACUGAAGAAACUAGUACAUGAUCUAGGUACUAUGUUUUAUAACGCCGAAUUAUAUAAUGCUGCUGACUCAGACGUUUGGUUAGCUGGAGAGCAGUUAGAAAAAUUCGUGAAGAAUCAGUUCGCUCAUAUAAACACAGAUGUUAUCUACUCUAGACCAGCACUUGGUGAUGCAUGAAUAUGAAUAUUAAUAAUCGUAUUUUGGUGAAAUUAUGAUGGAUAUUUUUUUGUGUGGAAAUAUCUGUUUUUGAAUCAUUUGUGUACGCAUAAAAGCAAUAAUCUAAGUCAAGUUUUGAUAUGUGUGUGUUUAUACUGUCUCCUGUUAUUAAAAACAAACUUACAAUGACUCGAUUUAAACAAUACACAUAAUCUUCUUAUUCAUUAUUAUUAUUAUUAUUAUUUUGACUAUCAGCUUAUUCUCUAUUUGUCUUUUUUAUUUUGUCAGUGGAUAUUCUAAGUGUAUGCAUUUACAAUUUAGAAAGAGAGAAUUAUAUAUAUCUAUUUUCUAGUGUGUUUUUGUUUCAAACUUUUUUUUAAAAAAAAAAAAACAAAUUAUUUAUUUAAGUAAAGUUGUAUUCGAAUUAACAACAUUCAGUGAAACAGUUUUGAAUAUGUAUUUUUUUCUCUAUUUUGUUUUUCCUCUAAUUUUUUUCUACUUUUUUCUUUUCUUUAAAAAUCAUCGAAUCACUUGUGCUCAACAUUGUCAAUGUGUGCUUCCUUUGUGUAUAUGAUUGAUAAUUGUUCAGUGACUUCUAUUUCUCUUCCCCUCCUCUCUCUUUCUUUCUGGUUCUCCCUUUUCUUGUGUCACAUUCUUCAUGAUAUAGAUGUGCAGGUUUGUACAGCCUUAUUGUACACUUUUUUCUCUCUCUCUCUCUCUCUCUAUAUAUAUAUAUAUAUAUAUAUAUAUAUAUAUAUAUAUGAUUGAUUCUUGUAAAGGUAUAUUUUAUUUGUCCCUUUUUAUGUAUAUUUGUGUCACAGUAAUAAUUUGUCUACAAUAUUGUCAUGACGUAUUGAUAAUGUAACACACAUUUGUUGAACUACCUUCUUAAAAAAAUAGCUUGAUUUUUAAUAAACAAAGUAUUCCUAUUAUUAUCGGUUGUGAAUUAAUUAAAAGAUGGUAUAUACACAUAUCAUUGUUAUUUUUAGCAUUUAUGUCUUAUUGCAAGAAAUUAAUAGUGUAAUAAAAAUAUCUGGAAAAAAACUAGCGGAUUUAUAUGAAAUAGACCUAUAAUAUUGAUAACUAUUAGGUCAAAGUACUGCACUACGUCAGGACUGCAACUUAGGAUCAGCUUUAUGUCGUGUAUUGAAACAUGAAUAUUAUUGACAACAUUGAUGAAUAUACUGUGAGCAGGGAGAAAAUCAGGAUCAGUGUACAUUAAAUAACUCAUGUUUAUUCAGUCACCAGCUUUUAUAAUGUUACUAUCAACAAGAUACAUGUUCACAGAUUUCAUGAGCGCACAGUAGAUAGAAUUCAUUUUACUUGUAAUGUAUUAGACUGAUUUAAGAUUUGCGUAUGUUAUGUAUUUAUUUGAACACAUAAAUAUUGGUACAAGGGGGCACCAGAUAUAUAUACACAACAAAAAACAAUGAAAAUGGGGAGAGAGAAAAAGGAAGGUAAAAUGCGUAUAAGAAAAAAAGAACAAUAACGACCACAGAUUAGUGUAAAGUAGUGUAGUAAUGAUAAUAAUGGCGGAAAAGGAAAGGUACAACCAGAAGAAUUCUUUCAGUUAAGGAAGUAGUAACCACCUUUUAUGAAGAAAGUAAAAGAAGGUUACAGCAGGAUCGCCACUGGCUUCUAUUCUGAGCCAUAUCUGAUAACGUCUCUAGCCACUGUGUAGCACCAUCCCUCGGACCCCAGCCAGAGAGUCGUGAAGGACCAACACAAGCCAUCCCUUUGCAGAUUUCUUUCAUACCCCGACACCAUGU
This is a messenger RNA of Schistosoma haematobium, 6911 nucleotides long. RefSeq names its product Tyrosine-protein kinase baz1b (gene BAZ1B). Bases 112 to 5163 code for a protein of 1683 amino acids. The transcript is spliced from 21 exons. The record is from RefSeq and is a predicted model, not a curated record. Lineage: Eukaryota; Metazoa; Platyhelminthes; Trematoda; Strigeidida; Schistosomatidae. Gene Ontology annotation, molecular function: histone H2AXY142 kinase activity; protein binding. Gene Ontology annotation, biological process: chromatin remodeling. Gene Ontology annotation, cellular component: WICH complex.